Molecule: messenger RNA, 1142 nt
Organism: Chinchilla lanigera (long-tailed chinchilla)
Lineage: Eukaryota; Metazoa; Chordata; Mammalia; Rodentia; Chinchillidae
Product: olfactory receptor 51L1-like
Exons: 2
Coding region: 144-1103 (319 amino acids)
Biological process (GO): G protein-coupled receptor signaling pathway
Cellular component (GO): membrane
Molecular function (GO): olfactory receptor activity; G protein-coupled receptor activity
Source: RefSeq, a predicted model, not a curated record
GGGCCUCUUCGUAAAGCCUCAAUUGAAAGCCUUAAAAUAACUAAGCAUGAAGCAAGGUGGGGCCUUCAGAUCUUGGACUUAUCAAAUGUCCUCCCCACUGGCGAGUGACUGUGAAAUUGGACUGUGAUUGAGCAGUGAUCCCCAUGGCAACCUCAAAUGCCAGCAGCGCACUGUCCUCCACAUUCUAUCUCACAGGUAUCCCUGGCUAUGAAGAAUUUCACCACUGGAUCUCCAUCCCCUUCUGUCUCCUCUACCUUGUUGGAGUGAUGGGCAACUGCGGCAUCCUGCACAUUGUGCGGACAGACCCCAGGCUGCACGAGCCCAUGUACUACUUCCUGGCCAUGCUGUCUCUCACUGAUGUGGGCAUGUCCCUGUCCCCGGUGAUAACACUUUUCAGGGUGCUGUGGUCCAUUUCUAGGGAGAUCCAGUUCAAUGUCUGUGUGGUCCAAAUGUUUCUGAUUCACACUUUCUCCUUCACUGAAUCAUCUGUGCUCUUGGCCAUGGCCCUGGACCGAUAUGUAGCUAUCUGCCACCCACUGCGAUAUGCUACCAUUUUCACCCCAACACUGAUUGCCAAGAUUGGGAUUGCAGCCCUGCUCAGGAGCGCUAUUGCACUCAUCCCAAUUUUGGCUCGUCUGGCUUUCUUCACCUUUUGCCAUUCCCAUGUCCUUUCUCAUUCCUAUUGUCUGCACCAGGACAUGAUCCGUCUUGCCUGUGCUGACACAAAAUUUAAUGUUAUAUAUGGUUUGAUUUUGAUUUUUGUGCUAUGGGGCCUGGAUUCUCUGGGCAUUUUAGUGUCUUAUGCUUUCAUCCUUCAUGCCGUGUUAAAAAUUGCGUCCCGCGAGGGGAGACUAAAGGCGCUCAACACCUGUGCCUCCCACAUCUGUGCUGUGCUCAUUCUGUAUGUGCCUAUGAUAGGCUUGUCUAUUGUGCAUCGUUUUGCCAAGCAUUCCUCUCCCCUCAUCCACGUUUUCAUGGCUCAUAUCUACUUAAUGGUUCCACCAGUGCUCAACCCAGUCAUCUACAGUGUGAAAACCGAGCAGAUCCGCCAAGGGCUCCUCCACCUACUGCUUCACUCCAAAAUUAGUUCUGUUGUAGUAUAAGCAUGUCCUCAGGAUAAUAAUAAUUAUCUCAUUACUAUU